Messenger RNA from Gekko japonicus, 1145 nucleotides. RefSeq names its product R-spondin 1 (gene RSPO1). The record is from RefSeq and is a predicted model, not a curated record. Lineage: Eukaryota; Metazoa; Chordata; Lepidosauria; Squamata; Gekkonidae. Bases 7 to 789 code for a protein of 260 amino acids. The transcript is spliced from 5 exons.
GUUACUAUGCAGCUUGGACUACUUAUAGUGGUGGUUUUUCUAAACUCAGUGGAUCUUACAGGCAGCGGCGGCAGUGGCAAAGCACUGAAAGGCAAGAGGCAAAGGCGAAUCAGUACAGAGAUGAGCCAGGGGUGUGCCAAAGGAUGCGAGCUGUGCUCUGAAUUCAACGGGUGCCUCAAGUGUUCACCGAAACUCUUCAUCCUUCUGGAGAGGAAUGACAUCCGGCAGAUUGGAAUCUGCCUGCCCUCUUGUCCCUUGGGCUACUUUGAUGUGCGCAACCCAGAUAUGAACAAAUGCAUCAAAUGCAAAAUUGAGAACUGUGAGGACUGUUUCAGCAGAAACUUUUGCACAAAGUGUAAGGAAGGCUUGUUCUUGCACAAAGGGAGGUGUUACACAGCCUGUCCCGAAGGCUCCUUUGCUGCCAACGGCACUAUAGAAUGCAGCGGUCCUGCACAAUGUGAAAUGAGCGAGUGGGGUCCAUGGGGCCCUUGCUCCAAGAGAAAAAAACGGUGCGGCUUCAGGAGGGGCAACGAAGGGCGUUCCCGCAAGAUCCUCCAGGCCCCUACCGGGGAUGUGUCCUUGUGUCCAGCCACCACAGAGCUCCGGAGAUGCACGGUGCAGAGGACCCAGUGUCCAGAAGGACAGAAAAAGAAAAAAGAAGACCAAGGCAGGCGAGACAACACGAACGAGGAGAUAAACCGAAAAGAUGCCAAAGACAGCAGGUCUGGGGGCAAGAGGAGGAAAGGCCAACUAAGGGGAACGGUUGUGCCAGUGACUUCUGCUCAGUAGCUGUCCCUCCACAAUGGUGCGAUGGCAAAACUUCAUUGCUGCUAUGUACAUGGAAACUUUAGUGAACCAGGACACUGCACCAUGGCACCACAAGAGACACAGCUGGACUCAGUCCACAGGCACCAGCCCACAUCUAUUCAACAUGUAUCUGAAACAUGCCUGUUCCUUGGGAGAGCAACGAAGGACUCUCCUGGGUGACCCAUAAGCACCACGGGCUUUCUGCUGGGAUAUUAAGGGGAAAAGAAUAUUUCCAGCCAGAAGAGACGGAACAUCCCCAGCUGAAGUGACUGGGACAGAAGCGAGUUUCUGAUGCAGAGGAGGAGACUGGAAGCCACUUGUUCGAAGCCUGGAACUGC